Messenger RNA from Mangifera indica (mango), 417 nucleotides. RefSeq names its product 60S ribosomal protein L5-like. Gene Ontology annotation, molecular function: structural constituent of ribosome; 5S rRNA binding. Lineage: Eukaryota; Viridiplantae; Streptophyta; Magnoliopsida; Sapindales; Anacardiaceae. The record is from RefSeq and is a predicted model, not a curated record. The coding region runs from base 1 to 417 and encodes 138 amino acids. Gene Ontology annotation, biological process: ribosomal large subunit assembly; translation. Gene Ontology annotation, cellular component: cytosolic large ribosomal subunit; ribosome. The transcript has 6 exons.
AUGGGUACAAAAAUUGUCAUGGACAAUCGCUUAUUUUUGGCCUUUGUGAAGGCUCAGAAGACCAAGGCUUACUUCAAGAGGUUCCAGGUCAAGUACAAGAGAAGAAGAGAAAAUAGAAAAGUUGAUGAGAUUCAUGGUCUGACUAACAAGGAUAUCAUUGCACAAAUAGUAUCAGCCAGUAUUAUCGGUGAUUCAGUUCUUGCUUCAGCAUAUGCCCAUGAGUUACCUAUCUAUGGGCUUGAAGUAGGUCUUACAAACUAUGCUGCAGAAAUGGGUAUUUUUCGUCUUGCACUUGUUUCUGGGUUUCUGUUUGUUUUCCGAGAAAAUGGGCCUUUUGGUUCAAAGCUCUCUAAUCAGCCAGAACCUCUUCUUCGCUCAAAGCUCUCAUACAUUUUCUCAGAACAGCAAAAGCCGUGA